AUGCCGCGCAGCCGAAGCCGCAGCGGGUCCUUGGACAGCUUAGGCCGCCGUCGUCGUCAUAACCGACGCCGUGACUCACCUCCCUCCUCUAGCUAUCGACGCCGUCGUCCCGUGCCCCCUUCGCGCUCUCGCUCCCGCUCCUCUUCUUCCGACUACAAGCGUCGCCGCCGAAGCAGCUGUAGUCGCAGUAGAAGCAGGAGCCUCAGUGUCGAGCGUCGUCGUCAUCGUCGUGGUCGACGCUCGUACAGUCGCAGUCGCUCGCCAAUGUCUCGCUCUCAAGGACGUGCGACGACGUACCGCUCGCCGACUCGUCGAGGAAGUAUAACUAAUGAGAGGACAACAAAGACAAACCCAGCAAAGGACGAGGCGGACGUGAUGCUGAAACAAGAGACGAAUACCAUGUCGCACUUAAGUGAAGAAGACCAGAUGAAGUUGUUGCUGGGCUUUGGCGACUUUGACUCGACCAAGGGCAAACCAGUGGAAGAAAAUCGGAAAAGUGCAGCAGCUGGUACCGCUCGACGGGAGACGAAGCGAGAGUACCGCCAGUACAUGAACCGUCGCGGCGGUUUUAACCGUCUCCUCGACAAGGUGUGA
This is a messenger RNA of Peronospora matthiolae, 594 nucleotides long. Lineage: Eukaryota; Oomycota; Peronosporomycetes; Peronosporales; Peronosporaceae. The record is from the annotation of a GenBank genome assembly.